GGCCAACAGAAAUGUUCCUAGACUCAGGUUCUAUGAAUACCCAUGAUGUGGGUGCUACAUUAACACACUGACGCUGGUAAUGUGUUGAUCCCCCCUACAUUUAGUGGCUAUAGGACCUAAACAGGAAGCGUUAUCAGAAGAGGAAGUGUUUGGAUUUACCGCAGCAAUGGCGACUAAGAACACUGACAUGCUGAAGCGGUACAGAUCCGCCAUGCUUCUGGCAGGCGCGGGGGACGCUCUCGGCUACAAGAAUGCUGAAUGGGAGUUCUGCCGUAAGGGAAGGUUCAUCCAUGAAGAACUGGAGCGAUUGGGAGGAUUAGGACGGAUAGAAGUGAACAGGCACGGCUGGAUGGUGAGUGAUGACACAGUCAUGCACCUGGCUACUGCUCAAGCACUAGUGUCCCCAGAGGCACAGCAGGGUCGCAUCGACAUGUACCACGAGAUGGCCCGCCAGUACAUAGAGUGUAUGAAGGACAUGACCGGCCGGGCGCCAGGCGGCACCUGUAAGGCGAUGACACGGAUACUGAAGCCGGGUAUGAAAGAUGGCUACAAGGUCCCUUUUAACAACAGGGGCGGAGGAUGCGGAGCGGCCAUGAGGUCCAUGUGCAUCGGUCUCAGAUAUCCCAGACCUGAAGACCUUAAAGAUCUGAUCGCUGUCAGCAUAGAGAGUGGCAGGAUGACACACCAUCAUCCUGUCGGCUUUCUAGGGGCACUCACUUCGGCCCUCUUCACAGCCUACAGUAUUCAAGGCAAGCCCCCAGUAGAGUGGGGCCAAGGCCUGCUGGAUGUUCUACCACAAGCCUUGCAGUAUGUCCUGGACAGCGGCCACUACCCUCAAGAAAAUAUAAAUGCCUGGCCAUUUUUUGAGACACAAUGGAAGAAGUAUGUAGAGUUGCGGAAACUGGCGUCUGGUGAAGCACAUUUCCCUGACAACUAUCAUGAGUCUGAUGUGAGAGACGCAUACUACAAAUCCAUCAGUAUUGGCGGGUGGGGCGGGGCUUGUGGACAUGACUCCACCCUAAUAGCCUAUGACGCCAUCCUAGGGGCUGGACAAGACUGGAUGCAGCUGUGUAUGAGGGGCAUGUUCCACGGCGGGGACAGUGACAGCACAGGGACUAUAGCGGCAUGUUGGUACGGGGCGAUGUACGGCUUGGAAGGUGUACCCCAGGGCAACUACAAAAACCUAGAGUACAGAGACCGUCUGGAGACGCUUGGGAAGAAGCUGUAUAAUCUGACUGUGAACGAUGCCGCCGACCAAGGCACUCCCGAGGAGGCACUGACGUCAGACGUUAAGUCGGUUAUCUCCCAGUUGGCAGACACCCAGUUGACAGACAGUCGAUUGACAGACACUGAACUAAAAUGUGACGUUUACAUCAGGAGAAUGGCAACAUCAUCAUCUCAGCAUAAUGGAGUCAGCAUGCUGGAACGGUACAAGGCUGCAAUGGUACUUGCUGGAGUGGGGGAUGCUCUUGGGUACAAAAAUGGAGAAUGGGAGUUCUGUCACAGUGGAAAACUCAUUCUCAAAGAUCUGAAGAAUAUGGGAGGACUAGAAAAGAUCAAAGUGAACAAACGUGACUGGAUGGUGAGCGAUGACACCGUCAUGCACCUGGCCACAGGCGAAGCUCUUGUGUCUGAAGCGAGUAGCGUAAGCCUGGUGGAAACAUAUUACGACAUAGCCCGCAUGUACAAAGAAUGCAUGAAAGAUAUGGCUGGAAGGGCCCCAGGAGCUACAUGCAUGAUGAUGACACAUAAACUGAAGCCAAAUGUAGACGAUGGAUACAAGAUUCCUUUCAAUAGCAGAGGUGGUGGAUGCGGAGCGUCCAUGAGGGCUAUGUGCAUCGGUCUCAGAUACCCGAGACCUGAAGACCUAAAUGAUCUGAUCGCUGUCAGCAUAGAGAGUGGCAGAAUGACACACCAUCACCCCACUGGCUACCUGGGAGCUCUGGCUUCGGCCCUCUUUACAGCUUUCAGUAUUCAAGGCAAGCCACCAGUGGAGUGGGGCCAGGGACUGCUGGAUGUUCUACCACAAGCCUUGCAGUAUGUCCUGGACAGCAGACACUACCCAGAAGAAAAUAUAAAUGCCUGGCCAUUCUUCAAGGAACACUGGGAAUUGUAUGUAGAAUCGAGGAAACUGGCGUUUGGAAAGCCAGUGUUUCCUGACGAUUAUGAGGAUCCGGACGUGAGGGACGAUUUCUACAAAAGUAUAAGCUUUGGUGGAUGGGGUGGAGCUAGUGGCCAUGAUUCCACAAUCAUUGCCUAUGACGCCGUCCUGGGGGCUGGACAAGACUGGAAAAAGCUGUGCAUUAGGGGCAUGUUCCACGGCGGGGACAGCGACAGUACAGGGACUAUAGCGGCAUGUUGGUACGGGGCGAUGUACGGCUUCCAAGGGGUGCCAAAGGGCAACUACAAAAAUCUAGAGUACAGAGACCGUCUAGAAAGACUUGCAGAGGAGUUGUAUAAUCUGGCCCAGACAAGUAGGGUUAGUCAAGACAACCCUGAGGAGAUGGAUGGGUCGGAUGUAGAUCCUAAACACAUCAAGAAAGAUUCCAGGAAUGAAGACAGUUGCUACUCUAAAAGCCCAGGGACAGAUGAGGGAGAAACCAUGGAGGAGCCAAAGGAUGAAGAAGAGGGAUGCAAGAUGGAGUAUAAACCUACAGAUGGAACGGCAGAGAAGAGGAAAGGUCAAUGUUCACGGUCUGCAACGGAAAAUACAGGAGGUGCUGAUCCCACUCCACCAAGACAGGUGAAGAUGGAAAAUGUACCUACAGAUGGAACGGCAGAAGAGAGGAAAGGUCAGUGUUCACCAUUUGCAACGGAAAAUACAGGAGGUGCUGAUACCACCACUCCACCAAGACAGGUGAAGAUGGAAAAUGUACCUACGGAUGGUACGGCAGAGGAGAGGAAAGGUCAGUGUUCACCGUUUGCAACGGAAAAUACAGGAGGUGCUGAUACCACCACUCCACCAAGACAGGUGAAGAUGGAAAAUGUACCUACAGAUGGUACGGCAGAAGAGAGGAAAGGUCAAUGUUCACCGUCUGCUACAGAAAAUACAGGAGAUGCUGAUACCACCACUCCACCAAGACAGGUGAAGAUGGAAACUGAACCUACAGAUGGAACGGCAGAGGAGAGGAAAGCUCAAUGUUCACCGUCUGCAAAGGAAAAAAAUGGGAAGUGCUGAUCCCACUCCACCAAGACAGGUGACAGAUGAAUGUCAUUAUUGUGUAAAUAUACUGAAAUCCAUU
This is a messenger RNA of Haliotis rubra (blacklip abalone), 3242 nucleotides long. RefSeq lists its product as uncharacterized. The transcript has 26 exons. NCBI's taxonomy places the organism in Eukaryota, Metazoa, Mollusca, Gastropoda, Lepetellida, Haliotidae. The record is from RefSeq and is a predicted model, not a curated record. The coding region runs from base 167 to 3178 and encodes 1003 amino acids.